AUGGCUGCGCCCAUACGUAAAGUUGAGAGAGAAUUGGAUAUUAAAUUAAAGAGCGAACAGGUGGAAAUAUUGCAAAGCCUUGUGGAAAAGAGGGACUGUAUGGCAGUUUUACCAACAGGGUUUGGCAAAUCAUUGCCUUUUCAACUUCUCCCGCUUGUUCAGAAGGAGAUGGGUCGUACCGGCAUGGUUCUGGUGUGCUGCCCGCUUGUGUCUUUAAUGAGAGACCAAGUGGAUAGAACAAAUACAAUUAAAGGCUUGACAGCGGCAUAUAAAGAUUUAAUAGGUCAAACUCCUGAUUUGGACAAGGAGAUAUUGGAUGGGAAAAUUGAUGUUGUGUAUGGGAGUCCCGAGUCAUUACUGGGUGAAUGGAGGGAACAGCUGCAACAUCUUGAUGUAUCUGCUAUUGUCAUUGAUGAAUUUCAUUUGAUUUCCACAUGGGGAGAUGAUGAUGCACAAAAUGGGAAGAAAGCAUUCCGACGGUGGUUUGGUGAGCUGGGAGAACUUAGAUCCCUGUUCCCUAGUGCUCCUUUGUUGGCUCUGAGUGCGACAUGUACACAGAAAAUACAGAGACGAGUCAUCAAAGCCUUAGCCUUGAAUCAUCACACAUACGUGUAUAAAUCCCCUGACAAGAGGAACAUCAAGUAUAGUGUUAAAAAAGUUCCCGGUGACAUUGAUAUGGCAUGGACAUGGUUAGUGGAUGGUCUCAUGGAACUGGGAGCUUUGUUUCCAAAAACACUUAUAUACUGUAAGUCCAUUAGUGAUGUAGCGAAGAUCUAUGACUACAUAAAUGAUGAGGUGUCCAAAGAAUUUGAGUCAUUCAUUGGUAUGUUUCACUCUGAGACGGAGAGUUCUAUAAAGGAAAGAAUAUUGUUAUCUAUCAGGGAUGAGCAGAGCCUACUGAGGAUCAUCAUAUCCACAAAUGCAAUGGGUAUGGGAGUGGACUUUAAGGGUCUGUCUAACAUUGUUUUAUAUGGCCCACCUUGUUCAAUGCUCGAUCUCGUUCAAGAAAUUGGACGUGCAGGGAGGGGGGGUGAGAAGUCUAUAGCCGUACUUAUGUACAACUCUCAUCACCUGCAACAGUGUGACUCUGACGUGAAGAGACUUUAUAAAGAGAACACAUGCAGAAGAAUUCUGAUGAUGGAACCAUUUCUCAGAGAGAAUGAUCUGGAUGAUCUCAAAUCCAGCACUGGAGACUGUACCUGCUGUGAUAUUUGCCAAGAGAGCUGUUCGUGUGGAAGUUGUGCUCUUCUGCCAUUUGAAAAACUGUGUGUGGGAAAUACAGAUUCAGGACACGAUACUGAAGACUCAGACAGUACUGAAGAUCUCUCUGAUUUUGAUUUUGAUGAUUUGAAUUUAAUUCCUUGA
Molecule: messenger RNA, 1365 nt
Organism: Saccostrea cuccullata (small rock oyster)
Lineage: Eukaryota; Metazoa; Mollusca; Bivalvia; Ostreida; Ostreidae
Product: ATP-dependent DNA helicase RecQ-like
Exons: 3
Coding region: 1-1365 (454 amino acids)
Biological process (GO): double-strand break repair via homologous recombination
Cellular component (GO): cytoplasm; nucleus; chromosome
Molecular function (GO): 3'-5' DNA helicase activity; nucleic acid binding; ATP binding
Source: RefSeq, a predicted model, not a curated record